Molecule: messenger RNA, 588 nt
Organism: Heteronotia binoei (common prickly gecko)
Lineage: Eukaryota; Metazoa; Chordata; Lepidosauria; Squamata; Gekkonidae
Gene: TNNI2
Product: troponin I2, fast skeletal type
Exons: 5
Coding region: 102-584 (160 amino acids)
Biological process (GO): muscle contraction
Cellular component (GO): troponin complex
Source: RefSeq, a predicted model, not a curated record
GAGGAUGCUCUAAGUACAUAUAGUGACCUUCUUUUUACUUCUUCCAAUUCUAGAAAAAGAAGAGGGCAAUCACUGCCCGCCGGCAGCAUCUCAAGAGUGUUAUGCUCCAGGUUGCUGCUACUGAACUUGAAAAAGAGCAACAAGCUAAAGAACAAGAAAAAGCCGCCUAUCUGGCAGAGCACUGUCCACCUCUGCAGCUCCCAGGCUCCAUGCAAGAACUGCAGGAACUAUGCAAAAAGCUUCAUGCUAAGAUAGAGGAAGUGGAUGAGGAAAGAUAUGACACAGAGAUGAAACUACAGAAAACUACCAAGGAGCUUGAAGAUUUGGGCCAGAAACUGUUUGACCUGAGGGGGAAAUUCAAGAGGCCACCCUUGAAGAGAGUCCGCAUGUCAGCUGAUGCUAUGCUGCGUGCUCUUCUGGGCUCCAAGCACAAAGUCUGCAUGGAUCUGAGAGCUAACCUGAAGCAAGUCAAGAAAGAGGACACUGAAAAGGAGAAGGAUCUGCGUGAUGUGGGUGACUGGAGGAAGAACAUUGAGGAGAAGUCUGGAAUGGAGGGCAGGAAGAAGAUGUUUGAAGGCGAGUAAGAAA